ACGGUUCCUAUCAUUGGUCCCUGGCUAAUCGCCCGUAGCUUCAAUUCACAGAAACUUUUUCUUUAGCAGACAGACACGAGACCACUUACAAGCAAUUGCUUUAUUCCCCGCCAACCGUGUCGUGUCGUGUCUCAAACCCGCCCAGUGCGUUGGCAUGAGGUGAUCUGCGCUAUCUCAAAAUGAAGAGAAUACGGCUGCACAGGUUAUCGAGUCAAUUACUCUCUACAACGCCCGCGAGGCCACCUCCUAGUUCGACAAGGAUAUGUCGAGCCGCCCAAACUUCCAGAUUACAAGCUCCUCUAUGCUGUCAAAGGAGAUGGCAGACCACAGCAUCUGAGGCUGCUCCCGAAAAUAUAAACGAUGCUGAAGAACUUCCCAUACUACCACCGGAGGAGGAACACAUAGCACCAUUGCCAUCCCCGCCUCCGGAGCGAGCCUUAUACUCGGCCAAGCUUGCGGCUCUGCAUGCGCGACUCUCUCUUUCCUCCAAAAUCCCCUUACAGACGCUCGCCCGAGCCCUUAUAGACCCUUCAGCCGACGCAGACCCCCGCUUCAACAAUGCGAAUCUUGCAUUUGUGGGCGCAUCCAUCCUCCAGUACCAUACCUCGGAAUUCCUCAUUACCCGGUAUCCCCGCCUGCCCAUGGCCAUUCUCUUCUCCGCCAUGAAGGGCUACGCCGGCGUGCCGGCCCUGCACCAGAUCGCACGUGCCUGGGGUGUAGAAGCGGCCGCCGCGCCCGGCGAGGAGGUGGACCCGGGGUUAUUGCAGUUUUCGCACGACAAGCCGACGGUCAUGAUGAGCAAGUGGGGCUACGUGCGUGCCGAGGCGAAAGAAAUCCAGAAAUACAAGUGGCGCCGGGGUCUAAGCAGUUCGGUCUUGUACGACAAUGCAUUCGGUGAGAUGGUCACGAAGCAGAACCAGCCGAAAGAAGGGGAAGACCUUGAGGUUAGUAAGGCGAGAAACACAAAAGAUUUAACCGUCGACAACCCGGUGGGGAAUGCGAACGCCAACUUCGUGCGCGCGGUUAUUGGCGCCAUCUAUCUGUACUGCGGGCGGGAUGCCGCCAAGACCUUCGUGAAGGCGCACGUUCUUUCUCGGACGCUCGACCUCUCUAACAUGUUCGAAUUUAAGACGCCAGCAAGGGAGCUGGUUAGGCUAUGCGCGAGGGAGAACUUCGACGCCCCCGUCGCGAGGUUAUUAAGCGAGACGGGUCGUCUGAGCAGGACGCCCGUCUUUGUUGUGGGCAUCUACAGCGGGCGAGACCUGCUAGGCGAGGGCGCAGCUAGUAGCCUCGACGACGCGAGGAUAGCAGCCUCCAUCAAUGCGCUAAAGGCGUGGUAUCUAUAUAGUCCGGUCGACACCGCAGUGCCGAGCGAUACAUUUAUGGAGGAUGCCGCUCCGUUCAAGCCGGUGUACGUUGAUAUCGGUGAGGUUAUAUCAGCGUAGUCUCCGGCCUCGGAAGAGUUUCUACGCGAGAGCGCGUACGGAUUAUCCGUUACGGAGAGAGAAUAGAGAAUCGUUACUGGAUAAUGGCACCGGAGGGGAUCAUACGCGGGGGAAAAGGGAUGAUGAUACCUAGCUGCUACGGAACUCAUGAGGGUGGAUUCAGGGGCCGGCAUACCACGUGUGUCAUUGUACUAUAUUCGAGAACCGCGAGCAUAAAUGGCCCAUGUAGAACAUACGAAGACAGCACCACCCACAACCACUCUUCGGCCGAGUGUAAAUAUCUACUUGCAUGAUUCAAUUAUCCUUCCUUUCUUCUAAAUCCGUUUAAGUGUUUCCAUCCCCAUCUAUCUGAUCGGUAGGUAGUCUAUCUUUUGUAUAUAAGGAAGUAUGCAAAAGGGAAAAAAAGGGGGAGGGGGUAAGUUUCGUGGUUGAUAGACCGAAUUCGCGCAGCAAAUUAGCUGAAAUGAUCGCCCUCCCCUAACCUAUCUCCGAUGCCCAAGCGUACUAAGCGCCUAUAUGCCUCCUCCUUAGCAGCGGCCUCACGUUCCUCGCGUAGCUUCUUCUUACGCUCGUAGACGGCACGUACGCAGCGGCGGAUGCGGUCCUUACCCUCAUCGAAGUUGGCGCGCGCGAGUGCCACUACCUUAUCGACCUGCUCUGGGGUGUAGACGAAGUU
Molecule: messenger RNA, 2121 nt
Organism: Daldinia vernicosa
Lineage: Eukaryota; Fungi; Ascomycota; Sordariomycetes; Xylariales; Hypoxylaceae
Product: 54S ribosomal protein L3
Exons: 1
Coding region: 180-1445 (421 amino acids)
Biological process (GO): primary miRNA processing; rRNA processing; regulation of gene expression
Cellular component (GO): nucleus
Molecular function (GO): ribonuclease III activity; double-stranded RNA binding
Source: RefSeq, a predicted model, not a curated record